Molecule: messenger RNA, 1389 nt
Organism: Helianthus annuus (common sunflower)
Lineage: Eukaryota; Viridiplantae; Streptophyta; Magnoliopsida; Asterales; Asteraceae
Exons: 6
Coding region: 1-1389 (462 amino acids)
Source: RefSeq, a predicted model, not a curated record
AUGGCUGAACCAUCGAAUCCACACAAUGUGGAGGGUGAAAACCCUGAACAGCCGAUAGUGGCUGAGGAAGAAGACGAGGAUGAUGAUGUUAAUGUUCCCGGUGGUGGGUUACCGGUGUUAAAGUGGACAAAAGGUAGUUUUAAAACCCUGAUGGCCACUGUUCAGAUGGCCAAAGACUGGAAUGCUACCUACCCACAAGUGGGGGACACCGGUGCCGAUGCUCCGGCUGGUUAUAUAACCUUGUGGGCGGAUUUUUUCACCCACGGUAACCUUAGGUUGCCGGUGACGGUGUUUGUGGCGGAGGUAUUGGAGUAUUAUCACCUCCAUAUCUCCCAGCUUAGUCCUUUCGGAAUGUUCCGAAUUCGGAAUUUUGAGUACACAUUCCGUGCCUAUGGCCUGCCCAUUUCAGUGGAGAACUUCCGGCGUUUCUACCAGUUGACGGUGAACACCGGUUUUUUCUCGUUCACUCAAAGGCAUGGGAGUCUGAAGUUGAUGACACCCCCUAAGGGUGUGACAGGCUGGAAGAAGAGGUUCUUCUACGUGAAAGCCUGUGCGGUCUAUGCUAACAUGUCUUUCAGGAACGUCGAUGUUGGAGUUUCCGAUGAAGAUAUUCCUGUUGCUUCCGCAGAGACCGCGGACUGGUUCUCUAGGCUGCGGCCUAUUGAACUCAAGAAGUUGGAUAAUGACCAACUAUGGAUAUUGCGGAUGAUGCUCUCUAGACCGGAUAGGAAGGAAAGACCCGUGUUGCGGGAACAGGGUGGUGCGGAUGCGGUUGGCUUGUGGAGGAUGUUUGAGCCUGAUUUCAAGGGCCAGGUUGAACUGAUCGCGGUUGAGUUGAAGAGAGGUUUCAACCUUGAAAUUCUGAAGAACUUCCGCGUACCAUCAAAAGCGGUGCUGGAAGCCCCGGUUCCGGGAGACGCAAGAGGUGUCCUUGCGGAUUUGGGGAAGUUUGAGAAACGCGUCCCCAAAAAGACUGUGGAGAAGAAAACGGUAAAAAAGACCGUGCGGGGUCGUGGUAAGGGGAGUGUUGAAGGCUCAGCUGCCCCUUCUUCCGUUUUCGAAGCCGCAGGUAGUGGUGCGGCCGCGGGUGGAACUGGUGUGGUUCCCCCCGUUGUUGGAGAGAAAAGGGGGCCAGAGCAGAAAGCUGCUGGUGGUGGUGAACCGAAGAGGCGGAGACUGCUGAGCAGGAGAGUUGCUCCGGUGCAGAAGAAACCUGCAGUUGCUGCUGAAUCCCGAGAUGCGGGGUAUUCUUUUGGUGAAAUUCCUGCGUCUCCUCCGCACACCGCUGCCGCGGGUGCGGGUGUUUUGAAGGAGAAGGUCGCGCCUAAGGAGCCUGCGGCCCCUUUUGCUGGGCCAGGAGAUUUUGGGUGGUCUGGGGACCCCGUUUGA